Messenger RNA from Peronospora farinosa, 2904 nucleotides. The record is from the annotation of a GenBank genome assembly. NCBI's taxonomy places the organism in Eukaryota, Oomycota, Peronosporomycetes, Peronosporales, Peronosporaceae.
AUGUACAAUCAGCGGCGUCCUAAGCCCGAGUCGACCUAUGCGUCACAAGCAGCCAGAUGGAAACAGGGAUUCAAGCCGACACCAUCACAACAACAGCCUGUACAUCAGCAGACAGACUUGGAGAAUGCGCUUGUGUCGGAUCUUUGUUCAUCGAUCGGAAGCUCAUCGUUUCCACCCCGUGAAGUUCUGCAGAAAUUGUUGCGUUAUCUCCACACCCUGGACCAUGAUUACAUUUGCGAGUUACUGGAUGACAAGUUUGAGAGUCCGCUGUGGCAAGUUAAGGCGAAGGCUUUGUCCGUACUUAGUGCAUUACUGGGAAGCGGAGAUGCAGAGUUCUAUAAGCAAUAUUACGGCGGACGACUGGACCUGCUGAAUGACCUGCGUAGUGCCAGGAAGGACAUGCUGCGGAAACGGGCGGAUAAAGUUUACGCACUGCUUAAAGACUACGUGCCACCACACGUGGAGAGUCCAUUGGAGCUGAUGCGCAGAAUGCAGGAAGACGAAGCUGAGGAGGCUGCACAAGCUACGGAGGUGAACACAUUGAUGCAAACGUCGCCCGUUUUGUCGUCUCAACAGAACCCCCACAACUUGAUGAUGAACACAAAUGAGUCGCCGCGUAGUAGCAGCGCGCCAUUGCCUGCGGUCGAUGAAACAUCGGGGUUCAAUUUUCUGGUGCCACAAGUGCACCAUCCUCAGCAAGAGUAUGCGCCGGCUGAGAUGACGGCUGCGCCGAUGACACCUGUCAGAAACUCGUCGUUUGGUUUUCUGUCCGCAAGUGGAGGCGAAGUAGACUCACAGCCUUUACCUUCAGCGCCACCAGCAUCUGAUAACUCAGCGUUUCGUUUCUUGGUAGAAGCGCCUUCCCUGAAUGGUGACGUACCGGCUGCCAUGGCUCCGCCAAGCAUGCCAGCACCCAGUGCGCCGCAACUAGCAUCACUUUCUUCCAGUUUUGACUUCCUGAAUCCCGCUUCUGCGGCUACAAGUGUCCGUGGAGUUGAAUGUGGCAUCCCGACCGCAAACAUUCCGUCAGCGUUUGCUCAACAGCAACAACAGCAAGAGGAAACAACAUCAACUGUCGUUCCAGCCCACGCAGCACCUACACCUGUGCUUCAACGUUGCUACACUGUCUUUGAUACACUUCCCGAGCCGAUGCUAUUGCGACCAGGUCAGACCGAGAAAGUGGAGGACAAAGGUGACGAAUACGACAUGUCCGACCUGAUUUAUGAUCCGUUCAAAGGCUUGGAUGCAAAUGACGGCGCUCAAGCACUAGACUCUUUUGAUGCUUACAAAAUGUCAUCCGAUGCAGUACACGGCGACAUUGGAGGUGAUGUGUCACAAUCAACACAGUCUGAGCCAUUGCGCGAAGUGAUAUUGGAAAUUGAUGUACCACCAGGACCCAUGGGUGUGAUGUUGGAUCGUACAAUUCCUGAUAUGACUGUGAUUGAGCGCUUCGUGCCCCUGCCAACGGGCGGGCGUGGGUAUCUCGAGUUGCACCCCGCUAUUUGCCCAGGCUGCGCUUUGAUUAGUAUUAACUCCAUUUACGUAGAGAACAAGGGGUUAGUCGAGGUGGGUCCCAUCUUAGGCUCGCUCUCAAGUGCGCCUAAGCUGUUGCGCUUCAAGAAACUCAUGAACAAUGGCCGGACCGCCAACCCGUCGACACUUCAGAUGCCUUACGUUCCCCCUCCAUUGGAAGAAGAGGAAGGGGUUGUUACAGACAAGAAAAGCGUGGAAGGGGAUCAUAUCCAUCCACAGUCUGAGGAUACUCACAAACUCGAAAGCUCGGGUGGUGAAGCAUUCAUGACUCGUUUGAAUGGGUACAGCAGAGGUUUGAGUGAAAUUGAAGCGAAGUUAAAAGAGAUCGUCUGCCGCGAGCGUAGCGGGCAGUCUACCGUGGACCGUCGCGACCAGCUUGCACAGCUUCACGGCAACGUGGAAAAAAUCCAGACGCAAGGUAUUGACUCUGUAAUUUUUGGGGAACGCCGGCCACCAAAUUACGAAGAGGUGAAGCAGUUCCGCUUAGCACUCGUGCGCAAGGCUGACGAGCUGGCUCGGCUCAUUCAGAGCACAGCCAGUACAGAUCCUCCAUCUUACACCAGUGUUGCGGCAUCAGAGGAGGAGAAGCAUCCUGUGUCGGCGUUUGCAUUCGUUGAAGAGAACUCGAAUAGCACUGUCAAUGACCCACCGCUGGGCAUCUCACAGUUGCAAGGUGACUUGGGUUUUCAAUUUCUGAAUGCCAACGCCAACCCACAAGUCGCUAUAAAUGAUGAUGGUAACGCAAUGGUUGCUCCGUCAGCACCCACCCAAGCAGGCAAUUCAUACGGGUUCAGCUUUCUCCGCGACAAUGCCCAGGAAUCACCUGUAGUGGCCGCCCCCGCUCAACUUAACGCUAGCCAAGCACCAACAAGUCCGUCAUCUAGUUUCGGCGUGCUUUCAACGGAUGGUGCAAACUCAGCCGUGGAGGUUGCUACGAACGUUUUUGCUGGACUCAGCUUAAAGAACGACAAUCGGCAUCAACCAGCAAGGCCAGCUGCUGUGUUAUGCGACACAUUAAUGAAGAGCAGUCACGGCCGACCGAUGGGCCUCAGCGACUUGGAAGCUUCAUUACGUUCAGCAGCAUCAGGCCGACCACCAAUGGGAGUCCGUCCAAUAGGUCAAGCACCUGCAAUUGCCGAGUCGACCCAGUCGUCAUUCGGGUUCAUGUCAACUAUUGACGCAAACGAUGGGGUUGUGUUCAACAGCAGUUCGACAAGCACAGAGCCGACGUCACCCACUGGGUUUGGUUUUCUGCGUAGCAGCAUUACGUCAUCCACUACCCCAACCAUGGCUUCUUCGUCCAUUUCACAAUCCGAACGCAGUGUACUGCAAGAGCCAGAACCGUCCAUGUUCUCGUUUAUAUCUAACUGA